UUCUUUGGCAGCUUGAAUUUGUUUUGACAACGCAAACAUUUUCAGUUUUCUCCUCGUCUCGCCUGUGUUGUGUGCCGCUUUCUUAUCGGGUCAGCUAAUUUUGAUUCCGCCCGCGAUUCAGCAGAAUUUCACUUCAUCGCGGGUGAUCUAGAUUCGGAGCCACUGGGGACCGAGCAUCAGAUUUCACCAAUAAUCCGCGAAAGUGCGCAGCAACGAUGACAUCCAAGCUGGAGAUCAACGUCCGGAGCUUGAUUGCCCAGUGCGAAGAACUCGCCUCGGUCGACCAACAGGACUGGCGAUUGAAGAAGUACAUCAAAUCGCUGGACACGAUGAUCUCGGAACUGGAGGAUCAAUUUGAACAACCGGAAGAAAAGCUUAUCACAGAGUACCGUAACCGCUGUGCAGAAUUGAAAAAGCUUUCAAACUAUGUAGAACCAUCGCCAAAUUUGGAACAAAAACGUCUGAAAUCGAGACUGAAGGCAUCCGGCGACAACAGCGGGGAAGAUGUGAUGCGCGAGAUCCGUCAAAUCCACGACCAAAAAUAUCAGAAAGAACUGCGCAGCGAACUCUUCAGUGGAAAUACCACCAUCCGGCGUCGUGCCGGCCAAAAGCUGGCCGAAAACCUCGAACAAACAGUCAAACAGUACUCAGAUGUCCAGGAGAAGCUUGCGGAGGACAUGCUGCUACUAACGAGGAACCUAAAAGAGCAGAGUGAAAUUUCCAACAAAAUCAUCAAGCAAGAUACGGAGAAUUUGAGUAAAUCAUCCAAACUGACGGACCAAAACAUGACCUCACUGUCGACGGAAUCGACAAAGCUACAGGAAAGCUCGAGCAAAGCCUGGAAAUGCUGGAUGUGGCUGAUGAUAGGACUUGUGAUGAUGAUUUUUAUAUUUAUGGUGUUAUUUAUGAAAAUAAUGAAGAAAAAGUCAUACUGAAAGCGUACCAACAACCGUGAAGUGCUUGAAGCUUCAAUGCUCCUAUCCUACUGCUGAAUAUUUAAAAACAAUUCCAGAACUCAUGCCCCAAUGUCGUAAGUAAUUUAUACAAUAUUUUCCAUGUUCAUUAUGUUUGUUAUAUUUUUAGUUUUUUUUUAUGAAAACGGAUAUAAAUAAAUUUUACAAUAUUUGCAAAAGCA
Molecule: messenger RNA, 1135 nt
Organism: Armigeres subalbatus
Lineage: Eukaryota; Metazoa; Arthropoda; Insecta; Diptera; Culicidae
Gene: Use1
Product: vesicle transport protein USE1
Exons: 4
Coding region: 216-935 (239 amino acids)
Biological process (GO): retrograde vesicle-mediated transport, Golgi to endoplasmic reticulum
Cellular component (GO): endoplasmic reticulum; SNARE complex
Molecular function (GO): SNAP receptor activity
Source: RefSeq, a predicted model, not a curated record